AUGGACGCCAUUGCUGGGAAUGUUUUUCAGGGACUGACCUCUGUGGCUCUUGAAGAGUUCAAAUUGCUGCGGAAUGCUAAACAUGAUGCAGAAAGCAUGAAGAACACGAUCCUUGCCAUCAGAGCUACACUGUUGGAUGCAGAGGCAAGGGCCAACAAUAACCAUCAAGUCAGCUUUUGGCUGAAGAGAUUGAAAGAUGUCCUCUAUGAUGCAGAUGACCUGCUUGAUGAUUUGUCCACUGAAGCUUUGAGGAGGGGAAUCAUGACAAGAAAGGUAGCAAAGAAGGUACGGAUCUUCUUCUCAAAAUCAAACCAAGUUGUUUAUAACUUUAAGAUGGCUCAUAAAUUGAGGGAACUCAGGGGAAGGCUAGGUGAAAUUGAUACGGACAAGAAACAAUUUGAUUUCGAUGACCACCCUCCUAAGCCUUUAUCUCUACUAGAGGAACGAAAGCAAACAUACUCUUUUGUGCAAGAAGAUGAAAUCAUUGGGAGAGAAAAGGAAAAGGAUAUGAUUUUAAGUUAUUUGUUAGACAAUGAUGCAGAAGCUAGUGUUUCAAUUAUUCCCAUUGUUGGAUUUGGAGGGUUAGGAAAGACUACACUUGCUCAAAUUGUGUACAAUCAUGUGGAUGUUCAAAAACAUUUUGGGUUGCAAAGGUGGGUAUGUGUGUCUGAUGAAUUUGACGUAAAACAAAUAGCACAAAAGAUUUUAGAGCAAAAAAGUUCAAAAGAGAUGGAGGAAGUGCAACAAGAUCUUAGACAAUUAAUAGAGGGGAAGAAGUUUUUGAUCGUGUUAGAUAAUGUGUGGAAUGAUGAUGUUGAUCUUUGGCGUAAGUUGAGAAGUUUACUGACCAUGGGAGAAGAGGGGAGCAUGAUAAUUGUUACCACACGUAGUGGAAAGGUGGGAAAGAUGAUGGGCAACUAUCCGCCAAUUAUCCUUGAAGGUUUAGAUGGUAAAAGAUCGUGGGAGUUGUUUUGUAGAAUGGCUUUCGAAGGGGAUAGAGAGUCAAAUGAUAAGAAGUUGUUAGAAAUUGGCAAUGAGGUUGUAAAGAAAUGUGGAGGAGUUCCUCUUGCUAUUAGAGCGGUUGGAAGGCUUGUGUAUGAUAAAAUCUUAGAAGGAAUAACAGAUCUAUCAUACUUAAGGAAUUGUGAGCUUUGGAAGGUAGAUAAGUUGGAGGAGAGAAUCUUUGCUAUUCUUAAACUCUCUUAUGAUAAUCUUCCUUCACCCAUGAAAAAUUGUAUUGCUUUUUGUUCCUUGUUUCCAAAAGAUUUUGUGUUCAAGAAGCAAACACUAAUUCAAAUGUGGGUGGCCGAAGGAUUCAUUCAAUCAGCUAAUCAGAUGAGGUGUGAGGAGGAUCUUGGGAAUGAAUACUUUAUGAAUCUGCUUUCAAGAUCCUUCUUCCAAAAUAUCAUAAGAGAUGAAUAUGGUGACAUAGAGACAUGCAAAAUGCAUGAUCUCAUUCAUGAUUUAGCACAAUUUAUAGCAAAGGAUGAGUAUCUUCUCAUUAAAGAAGAAAAAGCAGAGAGUACUAAAGACACAAUACGUCACUUAGCAUAUGAUGUGCCGAGAGAAAAUUGGGAAGUUCCAACUUCCUUUCUUGAGUUUGAAAAAUUAAGAACAAUGCUUUUGCUCACCCACUCUUUUUCUCGUCAGAAGGACCACCCUAUUUUUGAUUUGGUUGCAUCAAAACUGAAAUUGUUACGUGUUUUGAACCUAAGUAAUUCAUGCACGACCAAAAUUCCGAAAAGCAUUGAAAAAUUGAAGCAUCUAAGAUUUCUUGAUCUUUCAUGUAAUAAUAUCAAGCAGGUCCCAAGAACUAUUACCAAACUCCACAACUUGCAAACCUUAAACCUCGCAUGCAAUUCAUCAAUUCGGGAAUUGCCUGAAGACAUUAGUAAAUUAGUAAGCUUGAGGCAUCUUGAUCUUAACUUUUGUGAUGGGUUGGAAUGGAUGCCAAAUGGUUUGCGGCAAUUAACUUCUCUUCAGACCUUGACAGAUUUUGUAGUAGAUAACAAGCAGAUGCAUGAGAAAAGGGCAAGUGCAAGGAUAAGUGAAUUGGGUGAGCUUAACAACUUGAAAGGGCGUCUAACAAUAAGCGGGUUGAAACACCUGAGGUCAAACCCUGAAGAGGCCGAGUCUGCAAGAUUAAAAGAGAAGCAACAUCUUCAAUGUUUAUCCUUCUAUUGGGACCCAAUAUACUCUCCGUUUGGUGAAUUCUCUAACGAUGCUUCUGAUGAAUUGAUUUUAGAAAGGCUUCGUCCUCAUCAUACCAUCAAACGUUUACACAUUAGAAGAUUUUGUGGAGAAAGGUUACCAGACUGGAUUGGAAAUCUCGUGGAACUGCGACUUCUUCGACUCAUUGAUUGCAGGUAUCUGAGAUCGCUCCCUGAAGGCCUUCGUAAUCUCAGAUCAUUAAAAGCAAUGAGCAUAAUUGGAUGCCCAUUGUUGUUGGCUGACGAUGUACAUGUUCGCCAAAAUUUUGCUCACGUUCCAUGCGUCGCAAUUGCAUAA
This is a messenger RNA of Neltuma alba, 2508 nucleotides long. Its product is annotated as putative disease resistance protein RGA4. The record is from RefSeq and is a predicted model, not a curated record. The coding region runs from base 1 to 2508 and encodes 835 amino acids. Gene Ontology annotation, molecular function: protein binding; ADP binding. The transcript has a single exon. NCBI's taxonomy places the organism in Eukaryota, Viridiplantae, Streptophyta, Magnoliopsida, Fabales, Fabaceae.